This is a messenger RNA of Sus scrofa (pig), 4698 nucleotides long. It is a transcript of the gene DENND5A, whose product is annotated as DENN domain containing 5A. Gene Ontology annotation, cellular component: trans-Golgi network. Gene Ontology annotation, molecular function: small GTPase binding; guanyl-nucleotide exchange factor activity. Lineage: Eukaryota; Metazoa; Chordata; Mammalia; Artiodactyla; Suidae. The record is from RefSeq and is a predicted model, not a curated record. Gene Ontology annotation, biological process: retrograde transport, endosome to Golgi.
GCUCCGCGCUCCGCACGGCCCGGCCCGGCCCCGGCGCCAUGAGCGGCGGCGGCGGCGGCGGAGGGGGCUCGGCGCCCAGUCGCUUCGCCGACUACUUUGUCAUCUGCGGGCUGGACACCGAGACCGGGCUGGAGCCGGACGAGCUGUCGGCGUUAUGCCAGUACAUACAGGCUUCUAAAGCCAGGGAUGGUGCCAGGCCUUUCACUUCCAGUACAGCUGAAGGAGAAAAUUUUGAGCAGACACCGUUGAGACGAACAUUCAAGUCUAAGGUCCUUGCCCGGUAUCCUGAGAACGUAGACUGGAAUCCCUUUGACCAAGAUGCAGUGGGAAUGCUGUGCAUGCCCAAAGGGCUGGCGUUCAAGACCCAGGCCGACCCCAGGGAGCCUCAGUUUCACGCCUUCAUCAUCACAAGGGAGGACGGCUCGCGGAUUGGCUUUGCCCUCACGUUUUACGAGGAGGUGACGAGCAAGCAGAUCUGCAGCGCGAUGCAGACGCUCUACCACAUGCACAAUGCCGAGUAUGACGUCUUCCACGCGCCCCCGGAUGGCCAGGACCACAGUGGCCUGCGGGACGGCGGGGGCGCUCCUGGGACCAAGCUGCAGCGCCUCAACUCCUACGACAUCAGCCGGGACACGCUCUACGUCUCCAAGUGCAUCUGCCUCAUCACGCCCAUGGCCUUCAUGAAGGCGUGUCGCAGCGUCCUGGAGCAGCUGCACCGGGCGGUCACGUCGCCCCAGCCGCCCCCGCUGCCCCUGGAGAGCUACAUAUACAACGUCCUCUACGAGGUGCCGCUCCCGCCCCCCGGCCGCUCCUUGAAGUUUUCCGGGGUCUACGCGCCCAUCGUCUGCCAGAGACCGAGCACCAGCGAGCUGCCCCUGUUCGACUUUCCUGUCAGAGAGGUCUUCGAGCUGCUGGGGGUGGAGAACGUGUUUCAGCUCUUCACUUGCGCCCUGCUGGAGUUUCAGAUCCUGCUCUACUCGCAGCACUACCAGCGGCUGAUGGCAGUGGCGGAGACCAUCACGGCCCUCAUGUUUCCUUUCCAGUGGCAGCACGUCUAUGUCCCCAUCCUCCCGGCGUCUCUCCUCCAUUUCCUAGACGCCCCUGUGCCGUACCUGAUGGGCUUGCACUCCAAUGGCCUGGAUGACCGCUCAAAGCUGGAGCUGCCUCAAGAGGCCAACCUCUGCUUUGUGGACAUUGACAACCACUUCAUUGAGCUGCCCGAGGACUUGCCUCAGUUUCCCAACAAAUUGGAGUUUGUCCAGGAGGUGUCGGAGAUCCUCAUGGCCUUUGGCCUCCCUCCCGAAGGAAACCUUCCCUGCAGCGAGAGCGCCGCCAAGCUGAAGAGGCUCCGGGCCUCCGAGCUCGUCUCCGACAAGAGGAACGGGAACGUCGCAGGCUCCCCUUUGCAACCCUACGAGCUCCUCAAGGAGAAUGAAACCAUUGCCCGCCUUCAAGCCUUGGUCAGGAGGACUGGGGUGAGCCUGGAGAAGCUGGAAGUGCGCGAAGACCCCAGCAGCAACAAGAGUCUCAAGGUCCAGUGCGACGAGGAGGAGCUCAGGAUUUACCAGCUGAACAUUCAGAUCCGGGAGGUGUUUGCAAAUCGUUUCACUCAGAUGUUUGCCGAUUACGAGGUGUUUGUCAUUCAGCCCAGCCAGGAUAAGGAGUCCUGGUUUACCAACAGGGAGCAGAUGCAAAACUUUGAUAAAGCGUCUUUUCUGUCAGAUCAGCCGGAGCCCUACCUGCCCUUCCUCUCGAGAUUCCUGGAGACCCAGAUGUUUGCUUCCUUCAUCGACAACAAAAUCAUGUGUCACGACGAUGACGAUAAAGAUCCUGUGCUCCGGGUGUUUGACGCCCGUGUCGACAAGAUCAGGCUGUUGAAUGUUCGGACCCCCACCCUGCGCACGUCCAUGUACCAGAAGUGCACCACCGGGGACGAAGCAGAGAAGGCAAUUGAGCUGCGACUGGCAAAAAUCGAUCAUACUGCGGUUCACCCGCACCUGCUGGACAUGAAGAUCGGACAAGGAAAGUAUGAGCCGGGCUUCUUCCCUAAGCUGCAGUCGGACGUGCUCUCCACUGGGCCAGCCAGCAACAACGGGAGAGUCUUCAUCGUCGGCUUUGAUCUCGCCAGGUGGACAAAAAGAAAUGCCCCUGCCCAGUGGAGGCGGAAAGACCGGCAGAAGCAGCACACGGAGCACCUGCGUUUGGACAAUGACCAGAGAGAGAAGUACAUCCAGGAAGCCAGGAACAUGGGCAGCACCAUCCGACAGCCCAAACUGUCCAACCUCUCCCCGUCCGUGAUCGCCCAGACCAACUGGAAGUUCGUGGAGGGGCUGCUGAAGGAGUGCCGCAACAAGACCAAGAGGAUGCUGGUGGAGAAGAUGGGGCGAGAGGCUGUGGAGCUGGGGCACGGGGAGGUGAGCAUCACAGGAGUGGAGGAGAACACGCUGAUCGCCAGCCUCUGCGACCUCCUGGAGCGCAUAUGGAGCCACGGGCUACAAGUAAAGCAGGGGAAAUCAGCCUUGUGGUCGCACCUGUUGCAUUAUCAGGAAAACCAGCAGAGAAAACUCGCCUCGGGAAGCGUCGGCCCGUCAGGAAUAUUUCUUGAUUCGGAGCGGAGGAAGUCCGAUGCCGGCUCAGCCAUGUCUCCCCUGAGAGUGUCCCUGAUUCAGGACAUGAGGCACAUCCAGAACAUCGGGGAGAUCAAGACUGACGUGGGAAAAGCCAGAGCGUGGGUGCGGCUGUCCAUGGAAAAAAAGCUACUUUCCAGACACCUGAAGCAGCUUCUCUCAGACCACGAGCUCACCAAGAAGCUGUACAAGCGCUAUGCCUUCCUGCGCUGCGACGACGAGAAGGAGCAGUUCCUCUACCACCUCCUCUCUUUCAGCGCCGUGGAUUACUUCUGCUUCACCAAUGUCUUCACCACCGUCUUGAUUCCUUACCACAUCCUGAUCGUGCCGAGCAAGAAGCUGGGCGGUUCCAUGUUCACCGCCAACCCGUGGAUCUGCAUCUCGGGAGAACUGGGGGAGACACAGAUUCUGCAGAUUCCCAGGAACGUGCUGGAGAUGACCUUCGAGUGCCAGAACCUGGGGAAGCUCACGACGGUGCAGAUAGGCCACGACAACGCCGGGCUGUACGCCCGGUGGCUGGUGGAGCACGUGACGGUCAGGAACGGGGUCACCGGCCACACCUACAAGUUCCCAUGUGGCCGGUGGCUGGGGAAGGGCAUGGACGACGGCAGCCUGGAGCGGGUCCUUGUUGGGGAGCUGCUCAUGUCCCAGCCGGAAGUGGAUGAGAGGCCGUGCCGGACGCCCCCCCUGCAGCCAUCCCCCAGCGUCAUCCGGAGGCUCGUGCCUGUGUCGCCCAACAGCAAGCCCAAGCUGAACACUGGGCAGAUCCAGGAGUCCAUCGGCGAGGCCGUCAAUGGCAUCGUGAAGCACUUCCAUAAGCCCGAGAAAGAGCGGGGGAGUCUGACGCUGUUGCUCUGUGGGGAAUGUGGCCUCGUCUCAGCCCUGGAGCAGGCUUUCCAGCAUGGGUUCAAAUCGCCACGGCUCUUCAAGAAUGUCUUCAUCUGGGAUUUCCUGGAAAAGGCACAGACCUACUAUGAGACUUUGGAGCAGAACGAACUGGUCCCAGAGGAGAACUGGCACACGAGGGCCCGGAGCUUCUGCCGCUUUGUCACCGCCAUCAACAGCACCCCGAGGAACAUCGGCAAGGACGGCAAGUUUCAGAUGCUGGUGUGCCUGGGAGCCAGGGAUCACCUCCUGCACCACUGGAUCGCCCUGCUGGCUGACUGCCCCAUCACGGCACACAUGUAUGAGGACGUGGCGCUCAUCAAAGACCACACGCUUGUCAAUUCCUUGAUCCGCGUGCUGCAGACCCUGCAGGAGUUCAACAUCACGCUGGAGACGUCCUUGGUCAAGGGCAUCGAUAUCUGACUGCCGGCGCUGCCGGCAGCAGGGCGGGGGGGGGGUGCCGGGGCUCUCCCCUGCCGCCCCCCCCCGAGCAGGUGCAGGCCUGGGACGUCCGCUCACUGUAAACAGACACGUAGAGGAUUUUUGGGAAAAUGAUCUAUUUUAGAGUUUAUUUGCCGAUGUGCUUUUCACACACUUCCAUGUGAAAGGGAGAUCAGCAGAGGGAGACCGAGGCGGCGCGGCUUAUUUUGAAGCCGGGCCCUCCCUCGCCGUGGUGGAGCCCGCGGCCUCCCUGGACCGAGCCCGCGGCGCCUGCGGGGCCGUCCACGUCCUCGCCCACCACGAUGCCGAGGCCAUUCCCCGUUGUUUUUAAACCACCGUUUUCUAUAUUAACAUGGCUGUGGCUGUUUGGCUGUCGCAGGCCACACAGGCGCGCUGAGCAGGCCCGUCGGGGUUCCUCGGCGGGGCCGCCCGAGUCAGCCUGCGUCUUGCCGGGCGGCGGGAGGGACCGUCGUGGCACGUCGCGUCCCUCUUGGCACACGGCCCACGGAGGUAAACAUAUGCAUGUUUCCACAGGCUUUCUUUUGCCUUUUCUUUUUUCUUUUUAACAUGUUAUUUAUUUAACCCUCCAUUGUAUGUUUUAAGUCUUUUUCUUUUUUUCUUUUUUUUACGGAAAGAAAAAGCUCGUCAGAGUCUAACUGGCUGUUAUUAUUGUUAAAUUUAUGUUGUUUUGCAACUUAGAAACCAGCUGCAGUAUGGCCCACUUAAUAAAACACCUGAAACAAAA